Messenger RNA from Myripristis murdjan (pinecone soldierfish), 2858 nucleotides. RefSeq names its product solute carrier family 1 member 2b (gene slc1a2b). The transcript has 12 exons. Bases 43 to 1659 code for a protein of 538 amino acids. Gene Ontology annotation, cellular component: plasma membrane. Gene Ontology annotation, biological process: L-aspartate transmembrane transport; L-glutamate import across plasma membrane. NCBI's taxonomy places the organism in Eukaryota, Metazoa, Chordata, Actinopteri, Holocentriformes, Holocentridae. Gene Ontology annotation, molecular function: glutamate:sodium symporter activity; L-glutamate transmembrane transporter activity; neutral L-amino acid transmembrane transporter activity. The record is from RefSeq and is a predicted model, not a curated record.
AGUGAUCAGCCAUUGGAGACGAUUAUUGCCAGCAGAAGUGCAAUGGAGAUAGAGCAAGACCCCGAAUAUGUCUCCCUUUUUGGUGCCAACAGCAUGCCUAAGCAAGUUGAGGUGAGGAUGCACGAGAGUCACCUGGAGCCCAUUGAGGCCAGGCCCCAGUCCAAAUGUGCCCAAAUCUGCUCCAAGAUGUUCAAGAACCUGCUGCUCACGCUCACCGUCCUCGGUGUGAUCUUGGGAGCUGUAUCGGGGAUGCUGCUUCGUGUCGCCUCCCCGAUCCACCCAGACAUUGUUAUGGUGAUUGCUUUCCCUGGAGACAUCCUGAUGAGGAUGCUGAAGAUGUUGAUCUUGCCACUUAUCAUCUCCAGUUUAAUCACAGGUCUGGCCGGUUUGGAUGCCAAAUCUAGUGGUCGCCUGGGCACCAGAGCUAUGGUCUACUACAUGUCCACCACUAUUAUUGCUGCUAUCCUGGGAGUCAUCCUGGUGUUAGUCAUCCACCCUGGCAACCCCAAACUGAAGGAGAAUCUGGGCGAGGGCGAGAAAAAUGAUGAUGUCUCCAGCUUGGAUGCCUUCUUUGAUCUGAUUAGGAACCUGUUCCCAGAGAACCUGGUGCAGGCUUGUUUUCAGCAGAUCCAGACUGUCACAAAGAAGGUGGAGGUGGUUGUUGAAGAGAAUAUCAAUGCCACCACAAUGGAGGGGUUGGUGGCUAAUGUGACCAAGGAGCCUCAGUUUGUCAUCAAGAAGUCCUUGCAGUUCAAGAGUGGCAUGAAUGUCCUGGGUCUGAUUGGUUUCUUUAUUGCAUUUGGCAUCUGCAUGGGCAAGAUGGGAGAAAGGGCCAAACUCAUGAUUGAGUUCUUCAACAUCCUCAAUGAGAUUGUGAUGAAACUCGUCAUCAUGAUCAUGUGGUACUCUCCCUUCGGUAUUGCUUGUCUGAUUUGUGGUAAGAUCAUCUCCAUCAAGGACCUGGAGGUCGUAGCCAGGCAACUGGGCAUGUACAUGGUGACUGUGAUUAUUGGCCUUAUCAUCCACGGAGCAAUCUUCCUGCCCAGUAUCUACUUUGUCAUCGUCAGGAAAAACCCCUUUACCUUUUUCCUGGGCAUCUUCCAGGCCUGGAUCACUGCCCUGGGGACAGCCUCCAGUGCUGGUACACUGCCUGUCACCUUCCGCUGCCUGGAGGAGAACCUCGGCAUUGACAAGAGAGUCACUCGUUUCGUGCUCCCAGUCGGUGCCACCAUCAACAUGGAUGGAACCGCUCUGUAUGAGGCCGUUGCUGCAAUCUUCAUCGCCCAAAUGAACGGCAUUUACCUCGACGCUGGUCAGAUUGUCACUGUCAGUCUGACAGCCACCCUGGCCAGUGUUGGAGCCGCCAGUAUUCCCAGUGCUGGCCUGGUGACUAUGCUUUUGAUCCUGACUGCUGUCGGCCUGCCAACCCAAGACAUCAGUCUGCUGGUUGCCGUUGACUGGCUUCUGGACCGAUUCAGGACCUCAGUGAACGUGGUGGGUGACUCCUACGGUGCAGGCAUCGUGUACCACAUGUCCAAGGCAGAGCUGGAAGAGCUGGAUGCACACACGACUAAAACGGACGACAUCGAAAUGAUGACGAAGACCCAGUCUUUUUAUGACGACAUGAAGAACCACCACGAAAACAAUUCCAACCAGUAACCUCGGCCACUAACGGCUCUGCUGCGGAGUGCACGCUUGUUGAGGAGGAACCAUGGAAACAUGAAUAAUGGCAGCACAGAGAUCCCCUGCUCCUGGGCUCCACAAGCUUUCCUAUCUGGUGAAAUAAGAGUGAACGAAAAAAAAAAAGUCACAAGAACAGAACUACUAAUUGUUUCAUAUGUAGUUUAUUUUUUUUCCCUUUUUUUCUUUCCUUUUUUAUUUUGUAAUAAUUACUCCCUUUAAAGUUUUUUCUAACUGUCUACCUGACUGAUAAGUAAUACUAAUGUGCUCAAUGAUAAUAAUUAUAACAAGGGUGUAUUUUAGCUGUUAGAGCACAGUUUACGUGCGGUAUAGCAAACACUUGCACAACAUACUUCAAGGCUUGGGGAGGGAAGGAAAAGAAAACAAAAAAGUUCCAGAAGUUAUUCCUAGUAAUAUAUGCAUCCUAGCUCUGCAUUUUUAAGAUGGGGGACUUGGGAUUGUUAUGUGGCUGAAUAAUAAGGGAGCACCAGUCACAACUGGACCGGAUUAAGAGUUUGACACAGGCAGGUCAUCAGUCUAAUGCCAGGAGAUGAGUGGGAGUCGCAGCGUUAGUUGUGAUAGACAGAGUUGUUAUCCUGAGCUGUGUUGCAUUGCAUGCCGAUCAACACCGUGACAAUGUGCAUGAUCGGCUAUUGCAUUUCAACUCAGUCUCUUUUAUCUCAGAUGAUCACCUUUGAUUCUUAACUGGCAGAGCCUUUGAAGUGCAUCCGGCUUCAUUUGUAGCCCAAUAUCACCCACUAUCCCUGAGGUCCAACAAACUGAUGAAAGGGUAGGAGGCAGAGACAGAACAAUAACGAACAGGAAAACCAAGCUGAGCCUGAUACUCUACAAGCACAGGUACUAUGGGAUUAUAAAGCACAAAUGAUACUAUGGAGCCCUUUCUUACCUUUUUUCUUUUUGUGUCUACUAUUAGGAAAAAAGGACUUCCUUCCUUUUGUGUGUAUGUGUGUGUGUGAGUGUGUGUGUGUGUGUGAGAGAGAGAGAGAGAGAGAGAGAGAGCUGGGGUUAAGAACAUGACCAAGUCACUUAUAGGGACCAAACAGGCAGAAAAUCAAUCAGCUCUCAGAGGCCUUUGAACUGCCUCCGUGACGUCACUGGUAACGACUUUUUGGUUUUCUUGCACCAUGACCAUUUUUAUAACCCACUGGCACAGUCGU